Stegodyphus dumicola is the source of this 5273-nucleotide messenger RNA. RefSeq lists its product as uncharacterized. Gene Ontology annotation, molecular function: structural constituent of chitin-based larval cuticle. Gene Ontology annotation, cellular component: chitin-based extracellular matrix. NCBI's taxonomy places the organism in Eukaryota, Metazoa, Arthropoda, Arachnida, Araneae, Eresidae. The record is from RefSeq and is a predicted model, not a curated record.
CUGUGACGUCAGGUAAUCGGAAUCUACGGUAGAGCUGGGAUGAUUCUUUGGUAUAAAAAGGCAGCGUUGACCAUCCGAUGUCACACUCUUCAACUCUUCCUUUACAGCAGACUUAAAGCUUUGCUAAGCUUAUAGCUUCAGGAUGAUCAGCUUGGUAUUAUUUUCUUGCCUCCUGGCUUCUUGCUUUGCACAAUACCCAUACAACCAAAAUCAAUAUGCACCCCAGCCGCAGCACAAUCAGCAUGCCAACCCAGCUCCAGUGCACUACGUGAGUAUUGGCGCACAACUCCAAGGUGAUUACAAAUUUGGAUACAAUACCGGAAAUGACGGUAGUUUCCGAGAAGAGACCAGAAACCCUGAUGGCUCAGUAUCUGGUGCCUACGGAUACAUCGAUGCUUCUGGCAAACAGCAAGUCAUUCGAUACACUGCUGGAAAAGAUGGUUUCAAGGCUGAAGGUGAUGCUAUCCCUAAGGCUCCACCAGCACCCCAGCCAGUCGCUCCUCAACCUGGAUACCAGCCUCAACCUCAGUACCAACCUCCUGCUCAGUAUCAACCCCAGCCUUACAACAACUACGUUCAGCCUCAGCAAACUCAAGCCUACCCUCAAUACACACCACCCCAGCAAUAUAACCAGCAACAAUCUGGUUCUUACAACCCUUUCGCCCAUAACACCGCUCCUGGACAACCUGUUGGCAGCCAACUGAAUCUGUUAUCCUAUAAUAUCGGUGGAGGCCAGCCUAACCGUUACCAAGGUUGAAGAAUUCGAUAGGCGCAAGAACUGUUUCUCGGAUAUACUUCAUCGUACAUCCAAUUAACAAAAUUUAUUGAGAAGAACCUCCUUCAAAUAAAAGAAAAAGGUUUGAUGAAUUCAUGAUAUACAAAAGGUAUUUGAGUAUCAGUUUAACUGGAUAUCUUGAAUUCAUGUAUAACUCCUACUUUUCAUCCGAUUGCUCAAUGCUACUAUUUUAUAUGCAAUAUAUUAUUUGAAAAUGAAACUUCAGCAAAAUUGCUUUGCCUGCCUGUAUAUUUCUGCAUGCCCAGAUUACGCAGGAUACGGUGCCAAAUCUUACUUCUAUGUUCGUUUAUGUCCUCUUAAUUUGAAAGUUUUCGUUUAUGUUUCUUUGUUGAUUAUGAAAUGCUCUUUUAAUGAUUAUUGUUUAUAUAUUUGUUUAUCUCUCGAUUAGAGAAAAAUAAGAUUUAUUAAGUGAUUUUAUUAUAUGUUAAUUUUUAUUAAAUCCUUUUAACUUACGAAAGGAAUUACUAUUCCAUAUCGCAUAUACAUUUAAAUUUAAUGUAAAACGCUUAUGAUUAUAUUAUCUGUUUCAUAUAUUUACAGCAGUUCGAUGUGAAAAUGCAAUUUUGGAAUUUUUAAAUUUAAUUUCUUAAAUUCGUAUUAUUUGAUUUAUAUUGAUUUCUAUCUGCCGAAAUUUUAUUUAAAUUUCAGAGACAUGUGUAAUUUAUUAUAUCCGAAAUUAUUAAAGCGUCAAAUAUAUUGCAUAAAUAUUCAUCAUCACAUCAGAAAUUAAUAAAGGUAAUUAAAUUAUUUUAUACAUAUUCACCGUAUAUGCAGUCAGAAAACAAAUACCCAAUAUAAAUGCAGUAAAAUGUCCGCUGAAGUCCUAUAACGUUUAAAAUAUGAACUUCAUUAAGUAUCUAACAUAUAUUUCAUUUUUUCUUUCUCUUAAUGUCUUUGGAUUCGCUUGUUUAUUUUACACUUUUUCUAUACAAUAUUAGCAUGUUUCCCAGCGCUUCUAAACAAAUAACGUUCUAUAUUUUAAUUUUUACAUCUCUGAGCUCUUAUAAAAUUGCUUUUAUGUUUCGUGUUCUUAAAUUUUCAUUUUUGAUUUCUCUGCUUUCGUUCCAUGUAAAAAAUGAAUAUUUAAUGAUGUGACAAUGUUUGCAUCAUAUUCCUGCUAUAUAAGUAUGUAUAUAUAUUUGAACUGACUAUUAUGAACAUAAGCUUUAUACAAAAUUUAGUUAUUCAAAUAUUUCUUUUUCCAUGUGGUAACUGAGGAUUAUGGCGUAAAUACUGAAAUGAAUAUUUACUUUUCUUGUUACUAUUCGGAAAACAUUAAUUAAUAUAUGGAUUCAACAUUUACCUAUAAUAUGCCCAUGUUUGCCUGCAUAAAUAUUUGCAUUCCGUUACACAUUUUUAAAGGAACUUUCUUAUAACAAAAUUUAAUUUAAAUUUCCUCGAAUUUAAAUAUAUUAAGAAUAUAUUCUUAUGAAAAUAAUUUUUAUGUUUUAUUCCUCGCAUAUUUUUUAUGGAAAUACUUGCAUUAAUGUUUAAACUUAAUUUGAUUCUGAAGCCUUUUUUUAGAUGAGUUCUGAGAAUUUCUUUGUCUUUUCAUGUAUUUCAAUUUGCAUGUUAUUUACUUUACAUAAUUUUUCUGCUCUUCGGUUAUUUUUUGUUUAUUCUUCUCCCUCCCUCCUCGCUGCCAUAAUUCAAUUUUCAUGCUUUGAAAUAUAAGAGUUUCGAAAUUUUUACUCAGCAUGUUUAGCUCUAUGUUUUUGAAGCAGCUUUCUUAUCUUUAUUUUUGUUUUCCUUUUUCCUGCUUUAGAUGUUUAUUUCUUUAAUGUCUCGCAAUUUUUCCGCUUCUGGUAAUCUAAUAUAAUUUCUGCAGUUCAUUUUCUACUUUCUUUUGAAUCUCGUCGGAAUUUAUAAUUUGGAACUAUUUCUUUUGCUUCGCCGCUGGAAUUUAAUUUGUGUUUUUGUCGUCCAUUUAUUAACAAACGUUUUGUCAUUUUUGUUUACUAAAUCUUUGCUGUGUGUCACAGAGUGUUUUUUACCCCCAAAAUAUUUUAGACUAAAUUACUUGCGCUUUGAUAAAGCAAACAUAAAAAGUUACUUAAAAAAAAAAGAUUGAAUGCGUAAUGAAAUUGAAAGCAGAAUAAAAAAACAGUAUAAUACCUUUAUAAUAAUGCAAGCUGAAAGCGAAUUUUCCCUUUGUAUUUGAUGGGAAAGAAUAAAUAUAAACGUUUUCGAUUACUGAUUUUAGAUAGUUGUUAUUAUUUUUACAGGAAUUCAUAUUAGAAUAUGACUUUUUUUUUUUUUUGAGCGUCUGUUUAGUUAACGUAGCACUUCAUUCCCAUUUUUAUGAAAAUAUUUGACUGCAAAAUAUCUAUGUUAUAGAGAAACAAAUUCAUUUUCUUUCGCAUAAAUAAUUCUUACGAACUUCCAAAAUGUAAGUCCCAUUUUUGCGAAAAUAUAAUUCCUGUGAGUAUGAACAUAUAGGCAAAACUAAAGAUAUUUGAAGCUGUAAAAAUAUGUUUUCACAUUAUAGGAUUAAACUUUGAUCUUAGCCGCAGUUCUAUCAAUAAAUUGUUUUAAGAUGCUUGGAAAUAAAUUAUUUCGGUACCAGUCAAUUAAACUAAAAUUUUGCUUUCCAUGAAUUCUACCAAGUUUUUACAACAAUGAAAGUUUUAUUCUGCAAAAUUUUCUCUUCCAUACAACAAUUAUGGAAAUUAAAAUUUUUUAAUAAACUUCACAGGCUUUAAAUUUUCAUAAUUCUAGAACUCUUAAAUUUCUACCAAGUUUUAUACAUUUCUUUUGAAUCAGUUUAAAGAACUGUGCUUACAGCCUUUAAUUUGAAUAUUUUCAAAAUUUGCAUAAUAUUCGUAUCAUAAAUAACGCUCGCAUUUGUAAUCACAUAAUAAAUAAAUCUACAAAUAUAACUUUAAUUAUGUAAAUAUAAUUAAAAUUUAUAAAAGGAUCUAGUUCUAAAUGCCGCAUUGCUUUUGUUAGAAUAAAUUAGUAUCACUUUUAUAUAAUGAAACUCGGUAAUGUCAAAAGAAAAAAAACUAGCGCCAAACGAUGUAUAUAUUGGCGAGACAAAUGCAAAAAGUCUUAAAAAGUUUUUGUGCUAACGUUGUAUUUGUGCUUCAUUCCUUUUCAUGUUAUUUUCUUUUGUGCAAUAUACUUCUGAUAAUAUUGCUUAAUAGGUAAGCCUGAUGCUGUUUAAAAUUUAUAAUGAAUCUCUUGUAAGUUCUAUAUUUCAACACUUCCAUUUAAAUUUUUGUAAAGAUUGUUAACCUUUGAUUUGUAUUCUACCUGUGUUCUAUCUGAGCUAAGCAAACUUUCUAACUUGUUAAAUAAAGAUUUCAUAGUUAUUCUAAUUAUUCUUUAAUAAAACUGUGCUAAACAGAGGAUAUUGUGCCUUAACUGUGUUAAAUACAUGAAAUAUCAGCUUUACUUAAUAAAAUUUUCCUUUAAAUGGUUCAAUAAUAUAAUUAUUGAAAAUCCAUUUUGAAGUUUUAUAACAAAUAUAUUUGUGCUGUUUUGUGUUUUCACAUUCUGUUCAAUCUAGCAUUAGAUUUCAACAGAUAUCUUCCUUUGCCAUUGAACUUUUGCAUGUAGCUGCAACUUCUGCUUGUAAUGAACAUGCUGCUUAGUAAUUGCUUCUGCUUGUAAUUACAUGCUGCUCAAGCAUUAGAAAUAGUUCUGUUUCUGUGAUUUACAUCGUUUUUCAAUAGAAAGCGUACUUUAUAAUAGGUUUGUUGACAGUUAAAUGAAUUAAGUGUUCCUGAUAUUGAAGAAACACGAUGAUUUCCCCCAGUUAUUUGAUUUAGUCUUUUAAGGAGCCAUCUUAAGUUUAUACAUGCUCUUUAGAAUAUUAGCAUUUUAAAUCCGGUGAACAUAUUCUUUUUACCACUUUUUAAACAAUUAUGUGCAUCUUUAUUUCAGCGGACUUCAUUAAAAAGCUUUUAGGCGUUAUUAUUAUUUCCACAGAGUGCUAUUUUUGAAUUAAAAAUGCACAAAUUUUGUUUUAAAUGAAUGAAUUUGCUUUUAAGAUAUUUAACUUGAUUUUGUGUUUAAAAAUUAUUGUUCUGAAAUUAUGUGCAUUACGUUAUGUGUGUAGUCAUGUAUUGCUUUCGUCUAUUAUGAGGUAAAAUGUUCCUUCGCAUACGCUAAUUUCCUUUAUAUGUUUACUAUGUGUUUUGUACUUCUUUGCUUCAGAUUUAGAUUUUAUUUGUGAAUUCAUUUCGUCUUCAUUAAAGGAAACGUCAAAAGAAUUAAAAGUAUCAUGUUUGUAUUUGAAAAUAAUUUUCAUUAAUUGAUGACGAGAUAAAUUUGUUUAUAAAAACAAACGGCUUCUGUGUUAAUGCUUAUGCAUAGCUUGUUUUACUUGCUGCUGAUAAAUAAGAAUUUUUGUGAAAAAUAUGCUUUCUUAUUUAAAUUUGAAGGAUUUGAAAAGUUUCGGCAGUUUUAAGUGUAUUGUAAAUCUAUGUGAAGAUAUAUUAAUUUACUUUGAAAUAAAAUAAUUCAAAAUUAA